This is a messenger RNA of Lacerta agilis (Sand lizard), 1377 nucleotides long. Its product is annotated as vomeronasal type-2 receptor 26-like. The transcript has 4 exons. Bases 1 to 1377 code for a protein of 458 amino acids. Gene Ontology annotation, biological process: G protein-coupled receptor signaling pathway. The record is from RefSeq and is a predicted model, not a curated record. Gene Ontology annotation, molecular function: G protein-coupled receptor activity. Gene Ontology annotation, cellular component: membrane. NCBI's taxonomy places the organism in Eukaryota, Metazoa, Chordata, Lepidosauria, Squamata, Lacertidae.
AUGCACUCGUCACUUCUGAAUCAUUCUGAGCCUCAGCUAAAGUAUCCAUUUCAUGUUCGGGAGUGUGUGAAUACAGAUCCACUUCCAAUUCUUCACCAAUAUUAUCAAUCUGGGGACAUCAUCAUUGGUGGCAUUAUGUCUCAAAUCUAUAUAGCUUCAAGUAUAUUAACCUUCCACAAACCUCCCUCUCCUGAAUUAUUUGAUGACAUGUUGCCAAUGACACAACUCUACCAGCAUAUUCUGGCCUUGGCAUUUGCUGUGAGGGAGAUCAAUGAAAGCCCACAUAUCCUUCCCAAUAUCACACUGGGCUUCCACAUCUAUAAUAGCCAUUUCAUUGCCAGAUGGAUCUAUCAAGCCUCACUGGCAGUUCUCUCCAGGAAAGGCAGAUUUGCUCCUAAUUAUAAGUGUGAUGUUGAGGACACUCCCAUAGCUGUCAUUGGGGGAUCAAACUCGGAUUCAUGUCUCCAGAUGGCAACCAUCCUUCAUAUGUACAAGAUGCCCCAGCUCAUCUAUGGCUCUUCUCCCAUGAUGGAACACACUGUACAAACUCUUUUCUCCCACUGGAUGUUCCCAGAUGGGACUCAUCAGUACAAUGGGCUACUCCAACUUCUCCUGCAUUUCAGCUGGCUGUGGAUUGGGGUGGUUUCUCAGAAUGAUGAUGCUGGAGAGCAAUUUGUACAAAAUGUUCUUCCCAUGUUUGCCCAGAGGGGUAUCUGCUUUGAUUUUAUAGGAAGAUUUCCGAAACUUAAGUUUUCUGGAGAGUUCCAUGAAAUGGUGGCUGAUGGUUCUGAAACAAUCCGUGUUAUUAUGGGAAGCACUGCUAAUGCUGUGGUUGUUAAUGGUGAAAUUGAUACCAUUAUGGUAUUGAGAAUGAUGCCAAAGAUUGCAGAAACAGAUGAUAUACCAAUGCAUGCCACAUCAAAAGUCUGGAUAAUGACUGCGCAGAUGGAAUUCACAUCAAUCCCCUUUCAAAGAGGCUGGGAAAUCGAUUUCCUCCAUGGUGCUCUCUCCUUGGCAGUUUCCUCAAAGGAACUUGUAGGAUUCCAGAAAUUUGUUCAGAUGAGAAACCCUGCCUUAGAAAGAGAAGACAGCUUUCUCCAGGUUUUCUGGGAACAGGCAUUCAUCUGUUCUUUCUCUGAUACUUCUUUAGAUAAGGAACACGAGGAAUCAUGCACUGGGGAGGAGAAGGUUGACAGCCUUCCUGGUUCUGUUUUUGAAAUGAGCAUGACUGCCCAAAGCUACAGUGUCUACAAUGCUCUAUAUACUGUGGCACAUGCUUUGCAUGCCAUGCAAUGCUCCAGAUCCAAAAUCAGAGCAAUGGCAAAUGAAAUGACAUUGGACUAUCUGAAGCAACAACCAUGGCAGGUAAAUGUUUGA